GUCUAUUCCAUGCUAGUAUUAUUUUAUUUCUUUUAAAGACAACAUGAUCAAUGUUUUGUUAUUAUUUGGACUUUUUAGUGCAAUUAAAUGUAAAGUUACAGUGAUAGACGAUGAUCCUGUAAAAAUGAAAAACUUUUCAAUUUCUGAAUACAUAACCUCUUGCGGUUACCCCUUCGAGCUGCACCAGAACAUCCAAACAGAAGACGGAUACCUUCUGGAUGUCCAAAGGAUCCCGCACGGAAAAACAAACGAAAACGAUACCGACAAACCUGUGGUUUUGCUCAUGCACGGCCUGCUGGGAUCCGCUGAAAACUUUGUCCUGCUGGAUUGCGAAUCAAGUCUGGCUUUCUAUCUGGCCGAGCAAGGCUACGACGUUUGGAUGGGAAACGCCAGAGGAACUGCGCACUCCAGAAAACACUUGUCUAUGGAUCCCGAUGUGGAUACAGAGUAUUGGGAGUUUAGUUGGCAUGAAAUUGGUAUCUACGAUAUACCAGCCACCAUAGACUACAUCAGGAAAACUACAAAUAAAGAGAAGAUUUUUUAUGUCGGUCAUUCCCAAGGGUGUACUGUGUUUUUGGUCAUGACCUCAGAGAAGCCUGAAUACAACAACUAUAUACAAUCAAUGGUAGCUAUGGCCCCAGCUGCUUAUAUAACGGCCCCUAGUGGUGGUUUGCUUUCUCCUGCUUUUAUUCCACAAUUGAUUAAGAUUCUUAUUGAUGCAGUAGGCAUGGAAGAACUAAAGCCAUCUAAAGAGCAUGCAUUAUGCCUUGAACUGGGUAAACUGGAAAAUUAUUGUUCUGGUGUGAUGCAAAUGUUGAACAUUGAUCCAGACACUCUUGAACCAGAUGUUCUAGGACGUGUGUCAAACGCAUUUCCCGCCGGAGCAGCAGUACGGCAAGUCAUACAUUAUACUCAGGAAAUGAUUUCAGGCAAAUUCUGUCAAUAUGAUCAUGAAAAAAACGAAAACCUAAUCAAGUAUGGCUCCGAAAAACCACCUUCAUAUAACAUCAGUAAAAUUGUUUCACCAGUGGCUGUUUUUUAUUCUAUGAACGACACAUUUACACCUAUGGAGGGUGUCAAAAAACUCAUCGGGGAACUACCGAAUCUGUCUCAAGACUACCAAAUUCCAACAGACGGUUUUUCUCAUUUGGAUUUUGUUGUAGAUAGAAACGUUGUCGAACUUGUCUAUUCAAAAAUUGUUGAAGAAUUUAAAAAAUAUAUGUGAAAAUGUAUAUGAAAUGUUUAAUAAAACAUUUCCAUAUUUUAUAGUUAUAAAUAAAGAAAAUAUUUUAAUAAAA
Molecule: messenger RNA, 1298 nt
Organism: Brassicogethes aeneus
Lineage: Eukaryota; Metazoa; Arthropoda; Insecta; Coleoptera; Nitidulidae
Source: the annotation of a GenBank genome assembly